GGGGGAGGAGCAUGUGUCGUCGGCCUAUCACUGAGUGGCUUUGCAGCGCUUGUCCUCUUGACUGGUAUUUUGUGCUCUGUGAGGGGGAGGUGUGUCUGAGGCGGCUGAAGGAUUGGCGGGAAAUGGAUAUCGACGAAGUGUUCGAAGAGUUGUAUAACUCUGUUGCACAAGAUGAAGAAAUCUAUGAAAUGGACAGUGUAUCUGGAGGCAGUUGGAAUUGUUCCACAGUAGACUAUAUUAUGGGCAGGCAAAAUAGUACCUCAUCACCUCAGAUAGCAUUGGAAAUGUUAACGCAGUUCUCGAAGCAUUCGAACACAGGAUUCAGAAGUUGUAAGAGCGAAAAUACAUCUAAAGACACAAAAGAGAACAUCUUGCUUGUUUGUAAAAGUAAAUAUGGAGAAGAUACAAAGUCUUCUUCCGAAACAUCACAUCAAGAAAAAUUGUGUGCAGUUGAAAUGCAAAAUUACUCUGAUUCUUACAGUACACGAUGCAGUGACAUUGAAUAUGGUUAUGAGACAGUUGAUGGCUAUGAAUCUGGUGUGACCAGGGAGCAAAGUGACAAACGAAACUUGUGCAAAGAAUGCAGAAAACUUUACAAGAGAGCCAGAAUCCUCAAACACACUAAAGAGGAAACUCCAAAAAAGCCAGCGUAUAGCCACUGGAGCAGUAAAUUCUGGAUGAUGAUGAACCGAGUUCCCACACAAAAAAGAAGUAACAUGAAGAAUCAACACAGAACUUUGAAUAGCGUUGUGAGGAAACUCAGAACCAGUAAACAAACUAUCAACCUUUCUUUGAGAUGUUGCAGGCUACAUUCAUUUCUUAAGAGAAGUCUUCGCUUAAGUACUACAGCAAAGAAACAAUUUCACAGUUUUAAUGGCAGACAAAAAAGAAAAAGACCAAGAUCUGCCCAGAGAUCCUUCCAGAAGUCCUCGUCGUGCAGCAUAGUAAAGAAAGAUACAAAAAAAAUCUAUUCGUUUGUAUUGGAUUCUAGUGAGGAAGAGGAUACAAUGCUUAAUGUGAAAAGAUAUAAGUGUUUAGAUGAGACUAAGGAAAGGAAUUGCUUGCAGAAACAGAGAGAAAAAUCUCCUUCUCCUUCCAUGGCAGAUAUUGUAGCACCUAUCAACGCUUGGCAGGAACAGAAUACUUCAGAGCAUGCAGCCAUGGACUCGCCAGCUACUCAAGAAGAAGGUCUUGGAACAUCUAGUCAGAGCUUUAAUAUUAAUCCUCUGGACAGCGACAACAGUUUUGAUGUAGCAAGCCCCCCUGUCUUUGCCCAUGUGCAGGAAGGAAGUUUUAAAGAGCUACUUCAGAGAAUGAACUUGGGAUACUUAAGAAGUGGUAUUGUUAGAGAGAAUCCAAUCUAACUUAUUUUAAACUUAUUUUCCAUUUGUGUUUGUAUUCAUGCUUGGGUCAAUGCUGAUGAACUAUUAACACAUUGGCAAAUGCCAGAUAGAUAAGCAGAAUUUUAACAGAGGGUGAACUUUAAUCCCUUGAAAGUGCUUUAUGGGAAUUUUGACAGUUCUAGUUCCUUCAGAUUAUUAAUUUUAAUUGUUUUAAAAUAUAUCUAAACUGGAAAAAAAAACUCAAUCUACCUGACAAAAGCAUGGUGUUUUAUCUGUCACCUAAAUUCUGUUUGUCCUUCUGUGCAGUGAUGGCUGGAAAAGAGAGAGAAAUAUUUUUUUGGUAACAAAACUGACUGGACUUUGCAUUGUGGCACUUUACAGACCAGAGUGUACUGGUUAAAUUAUCUGCAAAGCAAUCUCUGGGCCCAAAGCCAUAUCAACAGUGAGCAGGCUAAGCACUAAGCUGCCUCUCAACUAGGAACGGUAGAUACCAUUUUAAAAAUGUUACUGCAGAAGGGGUUAAUGCUGAGAGACGGAGUGCUGAUGGUUAGUGUUGCAUGCACUCUAUGCUCUCUGGCCAUUUGGUGUUUAGGGUGCUGGCUUUGCACACCUAGCAGCUGGGUUCUGGAGUAUCUAAGGCCUAGCCUACUAAUCUUAGCCGAGUUGCAGGGUUCUAAAUACACGGGGGAGAGUUCUGCUUUAUGGGGUGGUUCCUGAGUAUGUGCCAUGUCUACAUACCACCUGAGGUGCUUGAUACUGAAGACUUGGAGUGUUUAGCCCUUUGCUAGAGUCUGUGCCAUUCGCUGAGGCCUUCUAAGUGCUGUUGGUUUUGGAUGCAUCUAUGACACUAUCAUGGGGGCCAAAUGGCACAUUUUGAUAGUUGACUCUGAUCAUGGAAGCCAUAAGUUUACUUUCACACCUUCCCCAGCAGAAUCCUUGUCAGACCUGCCUGUGGCCUCUGGGCCCUCAGCUGCCAAGGUUGUCUGUGACUGAGUCUCCUAAGUCAUUAAACCUACAUUACAGGAUUCACAGCCUUUCUGCCAAUUCUCCGAAACUUAGAUAGUUGUGGCCAUCAUUGGUGCAGUGCGUACCACUUUAGAGCUUGAAGAUCAUCCUGCAGCUUCUGUCAAUGCUGUCCCCAGGGCUUUCAAGGCUGUUGAGACCUUUUUUUGGUGCACUUGCUGAUAUUGGUUUUCCUUUAUGGAAAAAUGUUUGACAUGUUUUUCCUUCUCGGAUAUCUGUCCACCUUAAACUUGUUUUGUGGAGUAUUUUGUUGACUCUUUGAUUACUUUUUAAAAUGGCAGUGUAAUGGCG
Molecule: messenger RNA, 2657 nt
Organism: Rana temporaria (common frog)
Lineage: Eukaryota; Metazoa; Chordata; Amphibia; Anura; Ranidae
Exons: 5
Coding region: 12-1364 (450 amino acids)
Source: RefSeq, a predicted model, not a curated record